Penicillium alfredii is the source of this 3762-nucleotide messenger RNA. RefSeq names its product karyopherin MSN5. Lineage: Eukaryota; Fungi; Ascomycota; Eurotiomycetes; Eurotiales; Aspergillaceae. The coding region runs from base 1 to 3762 and encodes 1253 amino acids. The transcript is spliced from 10 exons. The record is from RefSeq and is a predicted model, not a curated record. Gene Ontology annotation, molecular function: RNA binding; nuclear export signal receptor activity. Gene Ontology annotation, cellular component: cytoplasm; nucleus; RNA nuclear export complex. Gene Ontology annotation, biological process: RNA export from nucleus; protein export from nucleus.
AUGGCUGCCGAGGAGCUGUCGGAGGGCGGCAUGACCGAUAUCAUUCGGGCACUCGAGCUCAUCCACAACCCUUCGUCAACAAAUGAGCUUCGCAGAGAGGCAUUGUCAUUCGUGGAAUCACUAAAGGACAGCGAGUCUGCGGCGCGCAAUGGCUUCCUGCUGGCGUCGCGCGCAGAACACGCCCCCGUGGUACGAUAUUUUGGCUUGACCUUACUAGACCAUGUGCUUCGCCACUUGCCAUUCACCAACUCCGACGAUUCUGCGGGCCUACGAUCGAUAAUAUUACAGCUGGCAGAGAACGUUCGGCCGGAAGAACCCGCAUAUUUCCGCAACAAGAUCCCUCAGCUGUGGGCGGAGACGGCCAAAAAGAGCUGGGGACUGGACUGGAUGGAUAUGGAUGCCACAUUGGUGCAGUUUUGGGGUGCUUCCCUGAUCCACAAGGAGCUGGUACUUUCUGUUCUCGAAACUCUAUCCGAGGAUAUCUUCUUCCGGGAGGACACCGUCUCGUCGUUGCGCGGAACUGAACUCAAUCGGGCGCUCGUAGAGAUCUUCACACCAUCGGGCAUUGUCGAACAAAUCAACCCCGACAAGAACACCAAUUCUGUGCUGCGCUGUGGGCAGGAAGGCUGGCUCGUCCGGAUCUGCGAGUUUCUUGACAGCUGUGUUCAGAAUGUGUCAAGUUCAGCUCAGGCCCGAGACGCCGCCGUGAAAGCUUUGGCAACUCUUAGGUCUGCGCUGUCCUGGUCAAUCUACAAAGCCAUUGUGGCUUCGCAGGUUGUUUCCAGCAUUUUCAGAGCAUUGACCUGCCAAGAUGACCAGGUACUGCUGGGCGCAAUUGAGGCACUCCACGCCUUGUAUGGAAGGAAUAACAUGGGCAACGAAGAGUCCCACGGACUCGUCUUUCAGAUUUUCGAGCCCGAUUACCUGGUUAUCCUGCAGAAGCUCUACGAAUGGUCAAUUGUGGGCCCUGACGAAAUAGAUGAGCCGAAAUAUCUGGUGUCCAAAAAGCUUUCUGAGAUGGUAUCCUAUAUCGCCGGAUGCCUGGAAGAUGAAAGGUUCCUUCGAGACACCAUUCAUCGUUUGAAUCUUCCGCCAUUCCUACAAUUCAUGAUCAACAUCAUGCAGCACCAAAGUCUGACUGUCUCGAUACCUGUCCUGCAUCUCUGGUCCAAAUUGCUGGCCAUUGAGAAGAUCGGCAACCUGGACUUCGUUAUCGAACAAACCCCUCAGUUCCUGAACAUCUGCACCCAGCGCUUGAUUCGCUGGGAAUCUCUACCGACUGAAUCAGAUGACCCCACGGUACAAUUCUUGGUGGAGGAUAUUGAUACGAUCCCGGAGCGACAUGCAUUUGUGGGUAACUAUCGCCGAUACUGCUCGUCAAUCAUUGAGACCAUCACGCAAAAACGCCCCCAGGAGGCAUUGAGUGAGAUACUGGGCAGAGUUGACGGUAACUUGGACAACUUGUACAGCGGUGUUGAGCCAUUCAGCAUGCAAAAUUUUACCAAGUCGUCUAUUCCCCUCAUGCGCGCCGAUGCUCAAUUUGCCGUUGUGGAGGCAGUCAUCAAGGGCUUCAACAAGUGGAUCGGUGCCCAUGGCAAAGCACCGCAACAGGACGAGCAAAAGCGAGCCGAACUGGAACAUGCCGUGGAAGGCUGGGCCUCGAGCCUUAUGCAAAGAGCCUUUGAUGACCCGGUGUUGAAGCAAAGAGUUAUCAAGCUGGCAGUUGAUAUCUCCUCGAGAGCCUUGGACAACCACGCAGGAUUUGCGCUCAAAGUCCUUGAGCAUAUCCUUAUGACACGCCUCCCAGACCAACCUGAAUAUCCACUUUAUUCGGAAGCCAUCAAGGAACUUCACGGCCUGGCAAGUCAUGAACUUCGCCGGCUGGCCAUGCGUUAUGCCGAUUACUUUUCUACUUUCUACGAUUUACUCGAACCGAAGAUCAAGGAAAUUACUAUGGCCAAUCGGGUGGACGACAAGCUGCAAAUGGAGCUGACCUCGAUUCUACUCAUCAUCAUGCAACGCGCGAACAAUGUCGAUCCUUAUGUGCGUCAGUCUCGAUUGGCAUCCUUUCUCGAGCCGAUUAGGGUAGCAUGGCAGGACGAUGAAUUUCGUCGUCUGAGCUCAUCCUUCGAGGGUUUCUGCAACAUGCUUGGAUUGGAGAGAGUUGGGCCAUACAUGCAAGCCAAGCAGGCCCAGAAGUUAGCAGACUGGUCAUCAGUUUCUUUGGAUAAUGAAGGGAAACUUGUCCAGGAGGAGAUGACCAGGAAAUUCCAGCUGCUUCCUCUCCGUGGGACUAAGACCAUGUUGGCCGUUUCAACGGAUAAGCUGAAAAAGAACGCCCCGGCAUAUUCGAUCGCCUGCAAUAUCUGGCAGGAACUUAUUCCUCAAAUUCUUCCUACCUUACUUCAGCUUGUCAGCCAUGCCCAUGCUUUUCACAACCCGGCCAAUUGGGAAAUGAGUGAGGACAUGCGUGUGGUGGUGGAACGCAUCCUGACAGAUCGGUUUUGGCAAGCUGGUAUCUCCAGUGGCAGCCGUGAUGAGUUUUAUGCCAGAAUCACUGCCUCCAAGGCCACUCUUGAGGGAUUCGCCUCCUCCGUUCGCGGGAAAAUCCGGGCAGUUCGGGAGUCUUGCUAUUCCAUGCUCUUCAGUAUGAGCAGACUACGCGAACAUUUCUACGGAUUCACUGAACUCCCCGGGCCCCUAUCUGAAGCUUUGUUUCAGGACUCACCCAAUCUUUCUUCCCACCAGUUUUCCGUCCUUCUGAACAUCUCCCGCUGCCUGAUCGAUGACUGCCCCGUACGGUUCCGGAGCCACUUUCUGCCCCCCAUGCUGUCCACCUUAUUCACCAAUAUUGACCGUAAAAUCACCUCGGAAUGGGAGAUCAUUGAGCAACGGAGGAACGGACUAUCGGAUGGCGACUUGACGGAUGAGAUGAAAUCCGAAAGUGUCCUUCGCCAGUUAACGUACUCUGCGGUAAUAAUGGUCGCCAGUCUAUUCGAUCCGCAGAGAGGCGGUACGGAAUUUCAACAACCUUCAGUAACCCAUCUUUCCCAGCAUCUCACGCUGAUAAUCUAUGAAAAACCAGACCCAGAUGUCGCGGAGACAGACCCCAGUGCACUUCCGCCGACCCCCGAACUCUCCGAUUCGAUCCGCCACUUUGUGCUCUGCUCCCCCCAGAUCUUCGAGCCCGUCAUGCUCUUCUGCACGCACGCUCUCCGUAUGCGAGACACGCGGUGCUGUAGCAUUAUCACCCGGGUCAUCCGAUCGAUUUUGCAGGACUUUGCACCUCCCAAUGACAGCCCCACGACCGUGACCAUCCGCGAAUUCAUCUGCACAGAGGUUCUCAAGGCAUGCAUUACCUCUGUACAUGAAUCAUAUUUUGUCGACAUGCAGAAAGACCUUGCCCAGUUGAUUGCCUCGAUCUGGGUACUCUACGGCAGCUGCAGCCAUACCCCACGAACUGUAUUCCUCAGCUUGCCAGGCCUGACUGAGCAGAAAAUCGCCCAAACUGAAGCGACUCUCCACCGCUGCGCUUCACCACGACAGCAGCGGGCACUGAUCCUCGAGCUUCUCGAGCCGUUGCGUGGAAUCAGUAUUGCCGAGCAGGGAAAGAUUCUCGGCUCUCGCGAGGAGCGCCGCAAAGCCCGUAGCGCGAUCCAGGAGCGAUACAUGACCAACGAGAUGGAGACCCAGCAGCGACAACCUCGGGUCGAUAUCAAUGAUGGUCCUGACCUGGGCGGUGUUGCUGAUCUGUUUGGGUAA